GCACCUCGUUCCGCCAAACCGCCACGGCUCUUGACGACUCGACAGACAACGGCAGCGAUGUCGGUGAUAGGCACCUUCAGCAGCGACCCGACAUAACAACGCGCACUUGGGGGACGGCCUCGAAUAUCCAGCCGGUGGCACGAUGGGUCAGCGCGAUGCAGCCUCGAACAUGGCCAAGGCAUACAGCGUCUUCGUGCGGCUGGUGCUGCCGCCGUACACGAUCCACUUCAAGUCGACGGGCUAUAUGAAAGAUGUGACAUUGGAGAUGCUGGACAAGAAGGUGUGCAAAGAGAUGCUGCGGAGAACCGCCAAUGAUGCGAUGGCAAGAGAGGCCAUUGGACUUGAUGCCAAAUUCUGGGAGGACCUCUGCACAUUGCUCAAGGCGGCGAUUCCGAGCCUCGAACGGAGGAGCUUCACCAUCUGGGAUCCCAGCAGUGUCGAUUAUGAAAGCACAAGUGGAGCACUGAUUGCUUCCCACUAUCCGGCCUUGUGGAAGGACCUCGAGCGUCUCAAUGAUCUGGUAUCGAUCAGUCGGAACGUGCUGACAGUGGGAGAUCGUGUGCAAGAUCUUGCCGCUUCGUUCAGCAUCGAUGCCGAGAUAUUCCGCUUGAUCAAUUGCUGUGUCCGGGUGACAGCUCGAGGCUACGAUGGCGAUGCAGGCACUGGAGACGAGGACAAAUGGCAAUGGAUCGUGAAUGCAUACAAAAAGCUCCUUAUCACCAGCCUGCAAUUCCUGAACAAUCUCGUAGCACAGAACGAGAGGCGAAAGCUCAUGCUGUGGGUAUCUCUGUUCGAUAAUACCACGGAAUCGACGCUCGCUCCCGAGGAUGUGCCCGAGACCUCCUCUGCUAGCUUGACCGACGUACCUUCGAAUCCCACGUCGAGGCCGCCACAUCCGCUCAGUAGUGAGGACUUUUUGAUCGCGUAUGGCACCAAUGGGGUGGAAGAAGUGUGCGCAGAUGGCGCACAGCCGCUAUGGGACAACACUCCAUUCUCAGAUUACCCAUUACCGCAAGAAGCUUUGGAAGGCAGAGAAAAGCUGCGUAAUCGAGAGCGAUUCGACGGCAAUGGCUAUGCAAUGUUUGUGAAACGCUUGAAAGACCUGCAGGUGGAAGAUUACCAAAUGGAACGAAAGCGCAAACCAAAUUAUGCCGAAGCCCAUCUGGAAUUCCCAAGACGAUGGGCCGAGUUGUCUGACGAGGACCACGAGUACUGGCAAAGCUUGUUUGAUGAUGCCAUGGCGAAGUAUCGCCAGGACCUCGCCGUGUACGAAGCCAAAAUGAUAGCGGUGACGGAGACUCAACCUGUGCUGCGGAGUGACGUACCCGUCGCUGAGCAAACGCGGCAGGUUGAACGUAAGAUUGCGAUGCUGGAGGAGCAGCUGGCUGAGAAGUACAGGUCAGAAAAUGCAGAUGUCGCGCCCCUUGAGCCUCCAGUAUACGGCCAGGAUGGACAUCUGACUUUCGACAACGAGAGCCUGAAGUCUCGGCCUGUAGUCCCCGAUGACAUGCGAAUGCUCUUUACUGCUGACGCUGGAACGAAGAUACUGGAAUCGGGCAAGGCGGAGUUGAUGAAAAGACUUGAGGGCUACGACACGGGGUCUAAUGCGCAUCUCAUCUCUCCAAUGUCUCCGAAGAGCGAGCCAGCAGAGGCCAUUCCACUCGAACUAUCUGGGAUUGAUCCAGCAUCCCAGAGCACGUCUCCAAACACCUCUGCAGUCGCACAUUCGUCGCAACCACAAAACACAAGCGCAGUACUAGGCGAGGAAGAACCCGCAGAUGAAGUGUUCGACGAAAGCGCAGGGGACGACGAGGGAGAAGAAGAAGAAAGCCAGGAAGCAGAGGACGAAGAGGAAGAGGACUACCCAGGAUCGACGGAAGACGGCCGUGGGCUGCUGACUGACGUACCUCUCAUUCUAGGUCCUUCGGAGAUUGAAGUCCUCCCAAUGCUCAUUAUGAGCGGCAUAGUUCCGCCGACCAAUCUACCUGCGGCAUUGAGCGACGACGAACGCAAUGCAUUGAUGAAUAUGCACACUGUGCGAACACAUCUACUGCUGUCGCAAAGCAACGGGCGCAACCUCCUUCGCGAAUUGCUCAUCUUUGUCGCCGCUUGGGAUCUGCGAGAAGAAGAGUUGUACUUCAAAUUCAUGGUAAAAAUCAUGGAAGCAAUACUGAAAAACGGCCUGAUGCCGUACGCAUAUCAUGCGUUCAGAGACCGUUCACGAUCGAAGGAUAUCAUAAGUCCUGCUCAAGCUGUCAUCAUGAAACUUUUGACGUGCAUAUUCCGCGCCAGAAGCGACGCCGCCAAACAUGCGGUGUCCGCCAACAAUCACACCAAAGCCGGCCCUUCUGCUGGGCAUACGUUGGCACAUGCUGUGGUACCCUCGCGGGAAAGGGCAUCGUUUCCACCAAACAUGCCUUCAAGGGUCGAUCUGCAUAUCCUCAAUUUCAUAUUUACGGAGUUCCGGCAGCACAUCAUUCCACAGACUUGUGCGCUCAUAUUCUUGCAGGGACAGAUCCAUGCUGGGCGGGCUAGUCCAGAGGACUUCCCUUUGAAUUUGUGGGACAUGGAACGCAUGUACGAAGGCGUGUAUCAGUAUCUGGAAUUCUUCGCUGUGCUUACCGAAGAAGGCGUGUGGAAAGGCAUUCUUGGCGAGUGGGAAAUGGCGAGCGAGCUCGUGACGCUCCUGAGAGAGCUUGAGGGCGGCAUCCCCAAGAUGGGGUCGGUCAUCCCGCAAAUACCACGCCGAGUGUCAAGUCAUCCUCCGCAAAGGGCGAUGUCAGUCGACGCGGGUACCACGCAUCAUGCCUCGAGGGCGACUGCACAAGCGGCUACCAAUGCAAUACAGCACCCCAUUCCAGCGCCCGUAGCAGUGGAACGGCCAUUCGAUGUCACUGCACCAGAUCCGACACUGCCACCGUUGCCUGUACACCCUCCGACCAACGGUACAGGGCCGGUAUUCGAAUCAGAGACGCCCCUAGCAUAUCCAGAAGACAAUUUGCCAUCGCUCGCGCAGGACCUGCAGCACGACCAAGAUGAGCCCAGCGACUUCGAGUGGCGCAAUUUGAAGAAGCUCACUGUGCUCGUGUUAUCGUCACUCAUUUGGAAGAACAGGACUGUUCAAGAUCAAGUGCGCAAAUAUGGUGGCUUGGAAGCUCUGGUUGGCUGCUGUAGGGCUGAUGAGCACAACCCAUACAUCAGAGAACAUGCUAUCAUGUGUCUCCGCUUCGCGGUUGAAGGCUGCGAGGAGAACUCCCGUGUCAUCAAGCAGAUGGCUGCCUCGCAUCCAGCUAAGAGUCUAGAAGGGGGCCGUGUCACUGCUGGAGCGAAGGAGGCGGUCCCGAGCGAGAUCCUGGACGAGAACAACAAUGGAGUGUAUGAGACGUUUCAAGACGGAAAGGGACAGAUUGGACUUCGUCGAAAAGAAAGCGCGACCCAGUCGACGGCCCACGCGCCUACCGUUGGCUCGUCAAGUGCCGUCCCCAACCCUGCCAGUACAGGAGCGCAAAAACCCCGUUUGAGCUCUACCAAAUUGACCGCAGAACGAGCAGCAGAACUCAUGAGCAGUGCGUUGAGUAGUUUGCCUCUGGGGGAUAGACUUGUCACCGACAAGCAAAAAGCCGAUGCACUCGCAAAGCUCGAUCGCGCAUUCGAGAGCACGGAACGUGUUCUUGGAAGGGGGAAGAGAGGAUGAAAGGCAACAGUGAUGUUUUCAAUGAUCACAUCCAACAUUUUGAGAUGCAAAGAGCGCAAAGAGGUUCGCUGAACUAAUGGACGCCACGUUCGUAUGGCCGGAAACCUGUCCAGAACGGAGUCCAUCAGGACCAAGGGCUGGCAGCACCUUCGACCCAACAGUCGUUAAGCCUGAGCCGCGGUUUUGGGGGUCGACUCGGUUACAACUGCGAUCGAUCACCAUUCCUUCACCCACGCCUGCCAUGACGAGAUGACGAAUGGAUGAUCCUGGCGAACGGUACGGAUAGGCCUCUACACAGCGUUGUAGCAACAUUGCACUGCGUGGCCUGAAAGGUGAAGACGCGAACGUACCACUGCGCUUGAGAGGAGAGAGAGUAGGUCGGUGUCGUCGGAAACUGCCUCAGCUAGUGAAGAUGCUCAUGCAUGCCAACGCUACGUUCGCACUUUCUCCAACGCAGCCAUCAUCCACCAAUACGACUUACAUAUAGGUGAACACCUUAGCAUAGCCCAGAGAUACCAAGGC
This is a messenger RNA of Cercospora beticola, 4216 nucleotides long. It is a transcript of the gene CTR86, whose product is annotated as Ctr86p. NCBI's taxonomy places the organism in Eukaryota, Fungi, Ascomycota, Dothideomycetes, Mycosphaerellales, Mycosphaerellaceae. The record is from RefSeq and is a predicted model, not a curated record. Gene Ontology annotation, cellular component: cytosol.